CGCCUAGGGUGGCUGUGGAUGGCCACGUUGCCUGGCAACCAGGUAGCUGUGUCCCUUGAGCUGGGUCCACACAGCUGCGGCCCAGCCCUGCCUGGCUUCUCCCGGGCCUGCGGGACCCCUGGGGCCCUAUUCUUAUUCCCAGACACCAGGACAGCUGGUGCCUCUGGUCACAAUGAAUGCUGUUCUCUUCAGGUUCCCGCCUCCCCAGGGACAGCCAGGUGAGGGUGAUGGAGGACACCGUGACCAACGCUGAGAAGUACUUUGGCCAGUUCUGCUCACUGCUGGCAGCCUACACCCGCAAGACGGCCCGGCUUCGGGACAAGGCCGACCAGCUGGUCAAACAGCUCAUUGGCUUUGCCAACACGGAGAACCCUGAGAUGCGGGCCACCAUGAGGAGCUUCGCAGAGGACCUGGCCAAAGUGCAGGACUACCGGCAGGCCGAGGUGGAGAGGCUGGAGACCAAGGUCAUCAACCCCCUGAAACUCUACGGGGUGCAGAUAAAGCAGACGCGGGCUGAGAUCAAGAAAUUCAAGCAUGUCCGGAAAAACGAAAUCAAACAACUGGAAAAGCUGGAGAAACUGAGACAGAAGUCGCCUUCCGAUAGGCAAAUGAUCUCCCAGGCGGAGACCAGUGUCCAGAGGGCCUCAGUGGAUGCCAGCCGCACCACCCACCAGCUGGAGGAGGCGGUGGACGCCUUCCAGAAGCAGAAGCUGAAGGACCUACAGAAAAUUUUUUUGGACUUUGUAACCAUUGAGAUGAUCUUCCAUGCCAAAGCAGUGGAGGUGUAUUCCAGUGCCUUCCAGGCCCUGGAGAACUACGACUUGGACAGAGACCUGGAGGUGCCUAAUCUAAAGGUGGGGAAUUUCCACAACGCUGUUAUCUGGAGCAUCAAUGGGUUUAUGGUCACUUGGGUGUUUAAACCAACAAUCAACAGGGACAAAAGGCAUCUGCAGACAGGCGCCCGCUGCAGGUUGGGCGUAGACGGAGGGCUUGCUAUCCGCCUGCCUCCGGCCUGAUUAAAAUCUAGCCUGAGCUGAGUCAUCCGAGCUGGGUGGAACCGCAGCCGCUCCCACGAAUUGCCUCCUGUGGUUCUAGGGCCCCACGGCUCACAGUGGGGUCUGACUUUGGUUUUCAGCUGCUCAGUAGCUGGGGCUGGCGGUGCUUCAAAGGCUUCCUCACUCACAUCUGGUAGGUGGUGGCUGUCAUCCUUGUACAGGACAGGCCACGGGAUUUGCAGAGUCCAAUGCAAAAUAAAACUGUGGGCCCUUUGUUCAACAAUUACCAAGGAUUUCCAGAUGUCACCGGCAGAGUAUUACACCAUGCAUGGGGCCCUCCUGAGCGUGGGGGCCCUGGGUGACUUCAGGAGCCACACACUCACAAAGCCUGUCCUGUCUGGGUCCUCAGCAAGGUCUGUAGCCUGAACACCUACCCGUGGCCUCUCCCUGUGGCAUGGGCUUCCUCUUGGCAUGGUGGCUGGUCUAAGAGCAAGCAUCUUGAGACAGAGCCAGGUGGAAAUUGUGUCACCUUUUAUGACCUCCCUUAAAAGUAGUUUAGUGUUAUUCUGCAGCUGUCUUUUCCUUAGGAGUGAGUUGGUAGGGCCGCAUUCAAGGGGAGGAGAAUUAUAUUCCAGCUCCCGAUGGGAGACCUGUGAGAGGGCAUGCCUCGGUGGGCAAGCGUUAAAAUCGCCGUCUAUGGUUAAAUGCCGAUCGGAUGGGCAAUAUUCCAUAAUAUCCUCUGGCGGGGGAGCGUGAUCUCUGAUUUCCCAGGGUGACUGUGGAUGUGUUACUUAGCCUCUCUGGGCCUCACUUUCCCCAUCUAAAAGGCGGAUGGUAAUGCCCACCUACCUGGCUGCUGUAGAUUACAUGGAAUCACAAGCAGAUGCCCCAGGCAGGACCUGGUGUGGGUGGGGUCCCUGCAGAGCUAGCUGGGCACCGGCCCCUCACCGCACCGUCUCUCCUUCCCACCCCCACCCCUCCUCUGUUUUCCGAUGGGCCUCGCCCCACCGUGGUCUCUCCUAAGCAGGAUUUUAGAGUGAAGAUGCGUGGGGUCUAUGAGCACAGCGACGCUCGGCUGCUCACCGACACCUUCCCGUCUCAGGCGGUCCCGUGGUCC
This is a messenger RNA of Manis javanica (Malayan pangolin), 2112 nucleotides long. The record is from RefSeq and is a predicted model, not a curated record. NCBI's taxonomy places the organism in Eukaryota, Metazoa, Chordata, Mammalia, Pholidota, Manidae.